AUGUCAGCAAGGAUACGAUACGACCAUGAGGAUGUGGAGGACCAAGGUUUGUUCACCAAUAGGUCAACGAUGAUGGCUAAUUUCGAAGAAUGGAUCAAGAUGGCCACCGAUAAUAAGAUCAAUUCGCGUAACAGUUGGAAUUUUGCCCUUAUAGACUAUUUCCAUGACCUGAACGUUCUGAGAGAUUCAGAAAACAAUAUAAACUUUCAGAAAGCCUCUGCGACGUUGGACGGCUGCGUGAAGAUCUAUUCAUCGAGAGUCGAUUCGGUCACCACUGAAACCGGGAAACUACUCAGCGGGUUAGCACAGAAGAAGUUGUCUGAGAAACAAGAGAAGGCUAACGCCGCCAACGGAGAAGGCACAGAGGAUCAAGGAAGUGAUGAUCCCGAUGCUUCAGAGGGUGAUAUACAAAUAGAUCCUUCCACUGGACUGCCGAUAUCGAACAAUGUGGUGGCUCAGACCAGACGGUUGAACCACAAUCGGGUUUUAGAAACCACUUUGGUUGAUUUUGAAACCAUCAAGAUGAAGGAGCUUGACCAGGAGCUGAACAUUGACCCUCUCUUUAAGAAGGCGCUGGUCGACUUUGAUGAGGGAGGUGCUAAGAGUCUUCUUUUGAACACGUUGAAUAUAGACAAGGAUGCAAGAGUAGUAUUUGAUGCGGCAAUGAAGGACUCCAAAAAAAGCGAAGUAGAGGAAACUGAGGAGCGAGAUGGUGAAUCCGAAUCUGACAUCGAAGAUGCCAGUGAGUCUGCUGUUGGGAUGGACUCUAUUACAAAAGCUGCAAACACGUCUUUCAACAACGAUACCACAAGUAAUUCUAUAGUGAUUGAGGACGAAAUAUUGGCUUUAGGGAUGGAUUUCAUAAAGUUCACUGAUAUUAGCAAUUCAGUUAUCUCACAGUCGAUGCAGCAACUGCCCAAAGUUUUUGAUGAUAUGAAUAAAGCCAAAAAUUUCAUUGAUGGAAUAAAUAGCAAGUUCGACAAUUUUCUAAGUGAGAAAGAACUAGAAGAGGCUGUUCCAGAUUUGGGGUAUGAAGUGGACAAUAGUAAUGAUCAGAUGCUAGAAGAAGACCCAAUUGGGCCAAUUGAGAACUUGAGUGGUGAAGAGGGCAAUCAUGAGGAGGCAGACAAUGCUGAUGAAGACGAAGAUGCAUCUCUUGCAGACGAAAGUGAUGCGGAUUUUGGUGGGGUAUUUGAACAGGAACUUAUGGCAUAUUUUGAUGAAAACUUGACGAAGACUUGGAGAGGCAGAGAGCACUGGAAAGUGCGAAAUUUCAAAAAGAAAAACGUCCUCAACCGAAAUGAGGAUACAAGCACUGCGCCACCAGAUCAACCUAGUGGUGAGGCUGCAGUACCAGAGGAAUCUAAGAAGAAAAAGAAGGGACCACUAGAGAUUGAUUUCUUUGCUUUGGAUGAUAAAUUCGAGGAAGCUAUAUUUGCAAGCAAGAAGCGAGCGAACAUUGAUCUGCCACAGAAAUCCAGAACUAAUGAUUCACAUUACUUACUACCGGAUGAUUUUCAUUUUACCACACAAAAGAUCACUAGAUUAUUCAUAAAACCUGAGCAGACUAUGAGUCUAUUCCAACCCAGGCGUAGUAAGAGAGAGCAGGGUUCUGCCCCGGAGCUUGUACGAAAUGCAAGCUUCAUGGAUGGAGCCAACGGAGAUGAUGGCGGAGUUGCGAUGGCAGAUGAGCAUUUUUGGGCUGAAAACUAUUCAAGAAAAGAGCAUGAGCAGAAUGAGGAAGAAAAGGAGGAACCAGAGCAAAUAGUAGGCGGGAAUCUAGAGAAUCCAUUUGAGGAUGACGCCGGCGUGGAUUUCAAUCAGGCCUUUGACGACGAGGACUUCAAAGACGAUGGCCCGAGCUCAAUGCCUGCGGAGGAGCUAGGUAAAUUCCCGUUCACAGAUAACAAAGUGAGCUUUUCGCGAGUAUCAAAGAAAGUUGAUGUUAAGCGAUUGAAAGAUAACAUAUGGAGCUCCAUAAAAAUUCUGAAGGAUGAGCGCAGGACCAAAAGCAGCGAUGAGGACAUACGUGAAGAAAUUAAGUUGAAGUUCACUGAUAUCGCAGCAGAAAUAAGCCAGAGGUAUACGAAUGAGGCGAGAAAGGAUAUUUCCACUAGCUUCUGUUUCAUCUGCUUGCUGCAUCUCGCAAAUGAACAUGGAUUAGAAAUUACUAGCGCAGAAAAUUACGAAGACCUUAAUGUAGUGGUGAGUGCUGAUUGUAGUUAG
This is a messenger RNA of Torulaspora delbrueckii, 2226 nucleotides long. It is a transcript of the gene BRN1, whose product is annotated as condensin subunit BRN1. Gene Ontology annotation, biological process: mitotic chromosome condensation. Gene Ontology annotation, molecular function: chromatin binding. The transcript has a single exon. Gene Ontology annotation, cellular component: condensin complex. Bases 1 to 2226 code for a protein of 741 amino acids. NCBI's taxonomy places the organism in Eukaryota, Fungi, Ascomycota, Saccharomycetes, Saccharomycetales, Saccharomycetaceae. The record is from RefSeq and is a predicted model, not a curated record.